AUGGCGGCGCAAACCGUUCCAAAUUACAGUCGCGAUGUUCGCCAUGGCAAAUCAGGCUCCGGUUCUUCAUCCAACUAUGGGCCAAUCCCUGGAUCACCUACUCUCACAAAUCCUGAUAUGAUCUUGCCCGAUUAUGAUUUCGAUGCCGCUUUCGAUCAGCUGUCACAACAACCACACAUCCCCAUGUGGGACAAUGCUCAAACCACCGACAUGCACUUCCAUCUCCCUACUUCGCAGAACCAAUUUAUCGCCGGGCCUAUUUCUCAUCCGACCCCUAUCAUAUAUGGAAAUGGAACCAUGUUGUCCGAUAUUGGCGAGGUGACGGAAGUAGAGAGUGUUGUGGGAAAGGGGGCACGGCGUGGAUCGGCGCAGUUAUCUGUCUACAGCAACGACGAUCACCUACUAGGCUCUACACCAACUGCGGGCGCAUCGCGCAUCAAGCCAAGGUCACAAAUACAGCAACGUGAAAGAAAAUCUUCACUCGACUCUAAUAGCACCAUAACGUCGCACGGCCGUGGCGCACAAUUUGGUGAUUUUGACGAUGCUGUUAGCGUCGACGAUGUUGACUUCCAGGGCGAUGACGAAGAGAGUAUGGCAUCGUCCUAUGUCGAGGGAACCUCUGCGCGAGAACCCAAGGCUGUGCGCGUACCUCGUAUCGAAGACAUCUCAAACCAACGCUAUUCGACCAGUUCUCUGAGUGAUAGGGCCGAACAGAUUCUGGCCAAUGCCAAGCAAAGAUUAACGGCAAUGGAAGGAAAUCUCUACAGAGCAAAAGGUUCUCUGUAUUCUCCCACGUCCGAUGGGUCGACGCCGUCUCCCUCAAUCGCGCGGCCUGCGACAUCCUUACGAGAGUCUGGUGCAGGUUUAGGCUCAGGCUCAGUACAAGGGCACUCUAGGAAUACAAGCGAAAACAAGUUUCACAAUGGGAUUGCGAGUCCAACUUUUCCGCAACGAUCUGCCAGUGCCCUGGGGGCUGCCGGGGGUUACCGUCAACCGUUGACUUCUUCAAGAAGUGCAGAUGCUUUGGGAAUUGGCUACGGCGCUUCAUCUCAGAGAAGCCCUGUAAGCGCCCUUGAUCCUAUGAUGGAAGCUUUGAGCGAAGACGAAGGCGGCAUGCCUGGGAAUAGUCGACGCAGCUCCCACCUCUAUAGCCAGCUCAGCCCGGCUUUUGGGUCCAUGACAGACUCCGAUAUACCCAGGUCUCCAUCAGUGGCUCAGGUACGCGACCUAAAGCACCAAAUGAAAGAUUUGAGAGGGAAAAUUUCCAGUCUCAAGGAGCAGGCACGGGCCGACAGUAUGAAGCGACGUAGUUUGCAGAGCCUUAGGACACCUAGUCCGUUUACGCACUCGAGAUGGGACCAGGCAUUGCCAGAGUCUAGGAAAUCGCAAGAAAGCACGCCUGAUGCGCUUAACUGGCAAGCACCGUGGAAUGCGGACACUCCUGGUGAGAAGCCUGAUGGUCAGAUCUCACCCAAACAGGAUACAAAGGGAGCUUCAGAGCUGGAAAGAGCCAAGACAGCAGAUAUCGAGUACGAAGACGCUCUUGAGCCACCAGGUGAAACAUCGACCAAGGAUGCGAAGGUGUCUGCUCCAGUGGACGAAAUACUCGGUCCUCAAAACGACUCUCAAGCGCAGGAAAACGACGACAUGAUUGACGACGGCGAAACAUGGGAGGGAGAUUUGGAACUAGAGGAUGAGGAAGUGAAGGAAGAACUUCAAUACAAUCAACAAACGGAUGGAUAUGAUGACAACCUGGAGGAGGAGGACGACGAGUUUGUGGACUUUGAAAGCGAAAGUGGCGAGUCGUCUUACCACGAUGCGAUUCAAACCCCCGUGUCUCACGAGGACCGCGAAGACGCUUUCGACUACGAGCACUUCUUCCUCCAUUCAGCAAUGGGAUCAAUGAGCCACCAUAGACGCGGGAGCUGGAGCAGUGUGAGCUCGGAUGAUUCCGUCGAGACAACUCGUGGGCCCGUUAUCACUCCGGCUCCUGGUACUGACUCUGAUUCUGACCACGAACGGAGGCCGAGUGUUGAGUCCAUGGCAUCCUUCAACUCUUUCACCACAGCGACCGAGGGUCGCUCGAGCCGUAACUCAACCUUUGGGAAUGUGACUGAGACUGUUGUGGAAGUUCAAGGGGGUAUGAAAGGGCCUUUGAGUGGGAAGCGAACAACAUUUGGGGGGUUCAAGUUCCCUCAAGGAAGAGCUGUUUCCAGGAGCGGUUCGGUCGACCUCCAACAACAGCAGCAACAGCCUCGACGUGGCACGGUAGUGCAUCGCCCUGCCAGCAGUGCAGCUAGUUACGCACGCCAUCGCCCUUCUAUGCCGUCUUUCGGAUCCACAGGGACGAACCGAAGCUUUCCCCUGGUGGACAAAUCCAAGACGGCCAAUGGGAUUCUGACUCCCAAUAGCAGCACUCCUGGAGGAUCACCCGACUCGGAGCUCAAGCAGAUCUCUGCAAGCCUCUUGAACGAAGCAGCGACCUUGGGCGGCAUCGAGACAGUCAACAGGGAUGGCGAUGCGUCGCCUAUGCAAGGGAUUGACAAGGAAAGUCAGAUCCUGGUAGAGAGGCUUGUGGCCAGUCUCGGCAAGUGCGUGCUUGGUUUGACAGAGUCGUCGAGAGCCGGAUCAGAGGCACGCAUGUAUCGCAGGAGGAUCGAUGCUGCGCGGCGCGUACUCGAAGGUCUUGAUGAGUGA
Molecule: messenger RNA, 2697 nt
Organism: Fusarium pseudograminearum CS3096
Lineage: Eukaryota; Fungi; Ascomycota; Sordariomycetes; Hypocreales; Nectriaceae
Exons: 2
Coding region: 1-2697 (898 amino acids)
Source: RefSeq, a predicted model, not a curated record